Besnoitia besnoiti is the source of this 558-nucleotide messenger RNA. RefSeq names its product cytochrome b. The coding region runs from base 1 to 558 and encodes 185 amino acids. Lineage: Eukaryota; Apicomplexa; Conoidasida; Eucoccidiorida; Sarcocystidae. The record is from RefSeq and is a predicted model, not a curated record. Gene Ontology annotation, cellular component: membrane. Gene Ontology annotation, molecular function: electron transfer activity. The transcript is spliced from 3 exons.
AUGCAGGAAGUUGGAGAUCCCUUUUUUCAGUACUACUUUGUUCUUCAUAUCAUACCUGAAUGGUACUUUUUAGCAUAUUAUGCGCUGUUAAAAGGAGACCCCUCCAAAACCGGUGGUUUGUUAGUACUUAUGUCCUCUCUCACUAACCUUGCUCUAUUAUCUGAAAUUCGAGCUUUGAAUACCCGAAUGUUGAUACAACAACAUUUUAUGACUCGAAAUGUACUCAGUGGAUGGGUAACUAUUGGGGUAUACAGUAUGAUCUUCUUGAUUAUUAUUGGUAGUACCAUUCCACAAGCGACUUGUAUCUUUUAUGGUAGAUUAGCCACUAUCGUAUAUCUUACUACCGGAUUAAUUCUAUGCUUAUACCAAAUCAACAGUUUUAGUGACUACAGCUUCCAAGCAAACAUGAUUACGAUAUUGUUGAAAUCCAACACUUUUAGCUGUCUUAAGCAAGUCGUCUUCAGUAUUCUAGGAACUAUAAUGUCUUUGUUUAUUCGAUUUAAGUUUAUACAGUUCCGAAUCGCGGAUCAUUUGUACAGAGACGAUGGCUACUUAUAA